Gossypium arboreum is the source of this 3576-nucleotide messenger RNA. Its product is annotated as protein GAMETE EXPRESSED 2. Gene Ontology annotation, biological process: actin cytoskeleton organization; pollen sperm cell differentiation. The record is from RefSeq and is a predicted model, not a curated record. Lineage: Eukaryota; Viridiplantae; Streptophyta; Magnoliopsida; Malvales; Malvaceae. Bases 239 to 3412 code for a protein of 1057 amino acids. The transcript is spliced from 14 exons. Gene Ontology annotation, molecular function: actin filament binding.
ACCACUCGACACAAAAGAUAAAAAAAGGCGAAGACGAAAGUGCAAAACGCUCUCGAACUGAACCGCUAUCAACUGUCAGCAACCGCUACAGAAAUCCAAUGGCCUAAAUCAUUCUUAAUGAAACGUGUCACAAACCCAAUACACUUGAUAAACUGCACUUUCCAUAAACGUCAUCACUUCAAUUCCUCAAGAAGAGAGACCCAGUGGUAAACUAGUGCUCCUUUGAAUUUCCUCAAUCAUGGCGGCCAAAUUUCACUUCAUUUUAAUUUCAACCCUCACAUUACUCUUAGCUUCUGCUGCAGAUGAAGCAACAGUACCAAUGUUUGCAUUCAGUUGGUUGGAUGACAAGGAUACAUUCAAAGCUGGGGAAACUGCUACAAUCAAAAUCAAAGUUCUGGGAAAUUUUGAUAGUAAAGGAAACGCUUCACUUGAUAGAACUGCUUUUAAGCCUUUAAUUACAGUGAAUGGGAAGACAGGGAAUAGUUCUUAUAUAUCUGGUGUUUUUCUAGACAUUGAUGGUGAUCCUAGUACUUGGCAAAUUGUUUUUAUCCCAAUUCUUGCUGGCAUAUUUAAUGUGAUCCUCAAUGAUGACCCUUUCAAAGUCAUGGAUUCAUCUCUCCAUUUCACUGUUGAAUCAGGGCCAAUAUACCCUUCCGCUAGUGUUGCUUCAUGGUUAGGGUUCUUGAAUGAAUUUGAAGCUGGUUCAAAGGCUCCAGUUUUGAUUCUUCCUAAAGAUGCAUUUGGCAAUAAUGUAACUUCAAUUGAUGAAGAACUGAGUUCUUAUAACAUCUCAGUGACUGCUCUCCAUGAAAAUGGUUCCAUUGCAUGUUUGCUGAACAUUACAUCCACGGCCUGGAAUGAAUUUGGUUAUAUCAUAGUGGAGUUUAUAGCCGUUAAAGCAGGAAAGUUCUUAUUGAACAUCCAAGGGGCAAACCAGACCUUGAAUGGCUCUCCAUUACCAUUCAAGGUAAAUCCAGGACCUUUAGAUGUCUCCAAUUGUAUAGCCAAGUGGAAAUUUGAAUUCAAUGCAUGGCAAAUCUUUUCCAAGAUGGAAAUACUUAUCUACCAACAAGAUCAAUAUGGGAACCUUGUUCCAGGCUUGUCCGAAUUCGACGCUGAUGUUAUCGAGAGCGAUACGAAUUUGUCUAUACCUGUAAGGGAUUUGCAGUUCGAAGAAGUAGAACCAGGGGUUCAGCUGUUUUCUUUCAGCAUGUCUAAAGCAGGGAACUUCUUGCUCACCAUUUCUGAUAUGAAGCACAACAAAAACAUUUCCUAUAUGCCAUAUGCAUAUACCGUCUUUGUAGGUUAUUGCGAUGGAUUCAAGAGUAUCAUCAAUGGGACUGGUUUAAAUACUUCUGUUGCUGGGGAACAAGCAGAGUUUUCGGUUUAUUUACGUGAUGCCUUCGAAUAUCCCUCCCCAGUGGAAGUAGAAAGACUUCGAGUAGAAAUCAGAAGUGAAACCUAUUCCAUAUCGGUAUCACCUACUAUAUAUCCUACACAGAUCAGUAAUGGUAUGCAUGUUCAAACAAAAUUUACCUACAUUUUGCGUCCUCCUGGAAGCUUGAAUGUUUGGGCAACUGCAUUCAAUGUCAUGUAUACUCCUCAGAAGAGAGGGAUCUAUAAAAUUCAUAUAUUCUGCGGAAAUAUAAUCCUAAAUGGCGGCAGUCCAUUCACAAAGGAAGUAAAACCAGGUGAGGUUAAUAUAUCAGUCUCAGGAGUAGUGAAAUUUUCUCCCAAGGCACCAAAGCUGGUUAGAAAUGAAAUAGUAGUACGGCUGCUGGAUUCAUUUUCCAACCUUGUCAUGUCCGAAAAUUCGAAGCUAAGUCUAGUGCUUACUUCGGUUAAUAAGCCAGGUUUCUCAAACUGGAUGUUUGUGGAUAACAAUGAUGGUUCAUACAUAGGUCACUAUCUUGCCAUGGAAGUAGGAACUUACGAGAUGUGUGUAUUGUUCGAAGGAAAGCAUUUCUCGCCCUGCCCUUUCACUGUCAACGUGUACGGAAGUGAAUAUUUUCCUAAAGCAUAUGAUGAUAAAAUCUCACUUUGGGAGGAUGAAUCAAUUUUGUUCGAUGUAUUGGAAAAUGAUUACUUUGCCGGUGCCAACGCAAGUGUUGUCGAAUUCUCGAAACCAAUUCAUGGUUCACUUCUACAAUAUGGAAGGCUAUUCAGAUAUACACCAUAUAAAGACUAUUUUGGGAAUGAUUCUUUCCGAUAUACAAUAUUGGACAUUAAUGGUGACCUUGCUACUGCUACUGUCAAAAUAUCUGUACUCACCAUUCCACCACAGUUUGUUUCUUUUCCAAGUCAAUUGCAGGCAAUUGAAGAUCUAAUAAGUCCGAGAUUCGGUGGUUACAAUGGAUUUGAACUGAAAUAUUCAGAUCCAAUGGAGAAUAUCUCUGUCAUUCUCAGUGCUAAGCAUGGAACAAUAUUUCUAUCACCUAUGUCAAUGCAGUUUUGGCAGCCAAUAUGGAGUGAAUUUUGUGUGACUAAAGGUGACGAGAAAGGUACCAAUUUGAGCAUUGAAGGACGUUUAGAAGUAAUCAAUUUCGCCCUUCAAUCGAUUCAAUAUCUUGGGAACGGGAACUUUUCUGGAAACGAUACCCUUCGAGUUUCGGCCAGGAAUAGAAAUGGAGUCAAUGACUUGGAUGUACAAGUUGUAGUGGAUCCCAUUAAUGAUCCUCCAUAUGUUAAUGUUCCUGAAUUCAUCGUGUUGAAUAACACUCGGGGUGAAUCUUUGUUGUUCGACACAGAAACAGACCAGUUUCAGUUCUCCAUUGGUGAUCCAGAUAUUCUUAACUUCCCUGGGGAUGAGCCCGGCUUUGACUUGGCGCUUUCAAUGGAAGUGAGUGAUGGGUUUUUGCUAGCAACGCUACCAGCUGCCCUUAUGAGUUCAACCGAACUGAAGCUGAAGUACAGUUAUCAAUGGCAACCGCUUCAAACAUAUGUUACCAUAUCAAAACAGUUCAUGGUCAAAGCCAUGGGAAUAAGAUUCCGAGCAUCGCUCAACGAUUGCAGUACUGUCAUGCAACAAUUAUCCUACCAUGGUGGCGGACAUGGCAGUGCGGUUUUAACAGUGAAAUUAAGCGAUUUAGGCCACCAUGGAUGUUAUUCAGAUUGUGUUGAUAGGGUAACAAAGGCUUUGGUCGCUGAGGCUACUGUAAAUCUGAUCAGAAGGAAACCAAUGAGCUCAUUGGCAGUUCAUGCUCUUGAAACAGUCAUAGUGAUUGAAUUUCUUUUGCUACUUUCACUUGGAUUCAUGAUUGUGUUCUUCACAUGCAAAUGUGCAAUUCUGCUUGUGAAAGAGAAAAGGAGAGAAAAUCCCUUUAAUUCUGAGCUAUCAAGACAUCAAAAUAUCCAGACAGAACCUGUAAGUAAAACAAGCAUGCCAUUUCAACAAUCUAGAGAUAUCUUGUAAUAAUUCAAAAGUUUUGGUCCUACAUAUUUAUGUAAUGAUUGAUGAAUUUGCAACAAAGGAUGAUGGGAUUCAGCUCCGAGGGUGUUGCACAAGCCCCUUUAAAUGCAUUAAUUAGUUAAUUAAAUUUGAAAAUUUUAAUUGAUUAAAUUGAAAAUAAAGUGAUG